Messenger RNA from Puma concolor (puma), 1299 nucleotides. The record is from RefSeq and is a predicted model, not a curated record. Lineage: Eukaryota; Metazoa; Chordata; Mammalia; Carnivora; Felidae.
AUGUCCAUCCACUUAAGCUCCCAGGUCUUCAGCUCGCGCUCCGCCGCCUUCCCGGGUCGCGGCGCCCAGGUGCGCCUGAGCUCCGUGCGCCCCGGCGGCGGUGCCUUCAGCAGCAGCAGCCUCUACGGCCUGGGCGCCACGCGGGCGCGUGUGCCCGUGCGCUCCACCCACGGGGGCCCGGUGGGCGCCGGCAUCCGCGAAGUCACCAUCAAUCAGAGCCUGCUGGUCCCGCUGCGGAUGGACAUCGACCCCACCAUCCAGCAGGUGCGCCAGGAGGAGCGCGAGCAGAUCAAGACCCUCAACAACAAGUUCGCCUCCUUCAUCGACAAGGUGAGCCGCCGUACCCGGCCCCAAGCCACGCUCCGGGCCACAGCAGCCACCCCAGCCCAGCCCGUGCGCGGGCCAGGCGCCCGGAGGCCUGGCGUGUUCUCUUUCCGCCACUAUCAGAAACCUUUCUCUUUCUCAGGAGGGGGGACAGAGGCAAAGCUGCACCCAUACCACGCACCCUCCUUCUCCUGCAGGUACGAAGAUGAAAUUAACCGUCGCACAGCUGCUGAGAAUGAGUUCGUGGUGCUGAAAAAGGAUGUGGACACUGCCUACAUGAAUAAGGUGGAGUUGGAGGCCAAGUUGGAUGCCCUGAAUGACGAGAUCAACUUCUUCAAGACCCUCUAUGAGACGGAGUUGGCAGAGUUGCAGUCCCAGAUCUCGGACACGUCCGUGGUCCUGUCCAUGGACAACAGCCGCUCCCUGGACCUGGAUGGCAUCAUCGCCGAGGUCAAGGCCCAGUACGAGGAAAUCACCAGCCGCAGCCGGGCUGAGGCCGAGGCCUGGUACCAGACCAAGUUUGAGACCCUCCAGGCCCAGGCUGGGAAGCACAGGGACGACCUCCGGAAUACCCGGAAUGAGAUUGCAGAGAUGAGCCGUGCCAUCCAGAGGCUGCAGGCUGAGAUCGACAGCAUUAAGAACCAGUGUGCCAAGCUGGAGGCUGCCAUUGCAGAAGCCGAAGAACAUGGGGAGCUGGCCCUCAAGGAUGCGCGUGCCAAGAAGGAGGAGCUGGAGGCCGCCCUGCACCGAGCCAAGCAGGACAUGGCCCGGCAGCUGCGGGAGUACCAGGAGCUCAUGAACGUCAAGAUAGCUCUGGACAUCGAGAUCGCCACCUACCGCAAGCUGCUGGAGGGCGAGGAGAGCCGGUUGGCCGGAGAUGGAGUAGGAGCUGUGAACAUCUCUAGGGUUGCCAGUAGUGUUACUGACGGCUUCGGUACAGGUAGUUCUACUCCAAUUUUCUCCAGGGAAUGGUAG